Molecule: messenger RNA, 553 nt
Organism: Rhizophagus irregularis DAOM 181602=DAOM 197198
Lineage: Eukaryota; Fungi; Glomeromycota; Glomeromycetes; Glomerales; Glomeraceae
Source: RefSeq, a predicted model, not a curated record
AUGAAUUAUUUCCUCAGUGAUCAAAUACAAUCACAAGUUUAUGUUAAUGGAAUUAAAUUCCUUAAAUCUAAUAAAAAGAAUUAUCAGAUAGUAAAUGAACCGAUGAAUCCUGAUAAAAUUAAAUUUCUUUGUAAUUAUCCUGGAUGUACGAAACAUUUUAAGGAUAAUCAUCAUUUAAAAGUUCAUCAGAGAAAACAUACGGGAGAAAAACCAUUCACUUGUGAUUAUCAAGGAUGCAAAAGAAGAUUUUCUCAAAAGAAUAACUUGAAGACACAUCAGAGGAUACAUAAAGGCGAAAGACCUUACGAAUGUGAAGUUUGUCAUAAAACGUUUAGGCAGCCAACUAAUUUGAAUGCGCAUCGUAAAAGGAUUCAUGAACCUUUUUUAUUGUGGUGAACAAAAUGUCACAUAAAUUUCUUACUUUUUUGUAGAAAUAAUUUAUUAUUUUUUUUUUUAUAUUUAAAGUAUAAUAUUUAUUAUUAUGUAUUAUUUAUUACUUUUUGAAAUUUGUUAUUACUCAAACCUACCGUAUUUUUUUUUUUUAGAGAUAAUG